Messenger RNA from Cooperia oncophora, 336 nucleotides. The record is from the annotation of a GenBank genome assembly. Lineage: Eukaryota; Metazoa; Nematoda; Chromadorea; Rhabditida; Trichostrongylidae.
AUGUGCUUUCUCAUUAUAGACGCACCAUCUGAUCUUGUAAUUGACGAAUGGAUUGCGAACGGAGAGGUGGCGAAACUGGAACAGCUCGUACUCGAUGGACGCGGCCAUUUACUCAAGGAGAAAUCGUCCAUCAAUGAAGCGAGUAAGGAGUUCCUGCGCGGUCUCACAGUUUAUCAGUCAAAAAUUGACGCGAUUCACAAAGCAGUCGAAGACGGAGAUGUGCGUCGAGUGAAAUCGCUGAUCGAUCGACAACAAUUGGCACUUGCCAGGGACACCUACGGUAAGCACUGUGUCCAUUACAGGCCUGAUCCCUUCGUUUACCCAAAUAUAGAGUAG